AUGAUUAAUUAAAGAGUACUUGUUCAAAACAAAGAAAUCUAUCAACCUGGCAUAUUAAUUGAUAAAGAUAAGGUUUAGUUACAUGAUACAUCAAUCAUUUCCAUCAAUACAAUCAUUGACAAUACCAUACCAAAUACAAACAUACAUUAAAUUAUUUACUAAUUACUCAACAAUCAAUCAAUUAAUAUUAACAAUCACAUAUUACUCACUGUUAAUAAUUCAAACUUUUUAUUUUAAUUUCAUUCCAAUCUAAAUUACUGCUUUUCCAUUUCAAAUUCAAAUCUUAAUACUUUUUAUCAUCUAAUAGAAUAAAUCCAACAUAAAUAAUCUAAAUUAUUAUCCACUUUAAUUAUUUUCAAUCAACUUUUCAAAUUCAAUACAAAUGAUAACAAUUUUAUUACCAUUUUUAAUAAUAACUGUUUUAAAUGUAAAUAUUUUAAUAUUUCUAAUCGAAUUUUUACCAAAAAUUUUAAAUUUCCUAUUCUGAAUUUAUUUUAUAAUUAACUCACAAAUGAAAAUAAUUCCUACUUAAUUGAUUCAAAUACUCAAACAUUAUAUUAAUAUCCUUUUCAGAUAAUUGAAGAGUAUAAUAAUUAUAAUUUGUAACAAUUACUUAUAUAAGUUAAUCAACUUUAAGUUUUUUAAGUUUUAUCUAAAUUGUUUUCUUCUAUUAUAUUAUUUCAAAUGAUUAAAGUGGAACAGUUAUAACAACAAAAAGAAUUAAUCAAUUAAAUAGAAUCCAAUCUUUAAUUAGAAUCUUAAUCAUUACUUACAGAAUUGACAGUUAAAAAGAGGAAAAUGGGAAAUAAAUUUAUUGAAUAAUAAAUGACUCAAUAAGAAAUGGAAAUAAUUAAAGAUCAAAUAUCUACUUGUUUAUAUUAUCUUGCCAGAUCAAUUGUCUUUAAUACAAAUUAAUCUAAUAAUAAUUAGACUGAAACCUUUAUAAGUAUACUUACUUAUUCUUAAUUUAAUACAGUUUAGACUAAUUUAGAAGCAUUAAUUGAAAAUUAUGCAUUUGAAAAAAUCCAUUAUUAAUUUUACAAUAGGAUUAAAGCAGAUAGAGAAAGAGAUUUGAAAUUAUGUUAAAUUGGAUAUUCUCAAAUUACCUUAUUAAAUUCUUCUUAACUUAUUGAGUUAUUUGAUAAAAAAGGUGUUGGGUUGAUUGGAUUAAUUGAAGAGCAUACUAUUAACAAUACAGAUGAUACAAAAAUUAUUGAGAAGAUUAAAUCUCUUUAAAGAACAUAUGUAAAGCUAAUGAAAAUCUAAGCUUAAAAUCCACAAUUAUUUACAAUUAAUCACACUUAUGGUUAAGUCAAUUAUAAUGUUUCUGAAUUUAAAUCUUAAAAUAAAUUUGAAACUCUCUUCAAAGUUUCUGAAUUUAUUUAAAGUUCAAAAGAUUAAAUAAUAUCAACGCAUGCUAAAACAUUUUAAAUUCAAUUUAAAACCAAUUUAGAAUAAUAUUAGGAUCAUUAUAAUAAAAUUAAUGAUGAAUUAGAAAAAUGUAAUUAAAUUAUGGUCUAUUAAAUCAACAAUACAAGUUAUUAAGAUGUCGUUAAAUAAUUAGAAUAACUUAAUAUACCUAAUUAUAUUAACUAUUACUAUUCCACCUACCCUUAUAGAUAUGAGUUAUAAGAUUUUGUAGAUACAAUCAAAUAACUCUUUUUUUUACCUCCAAAAUAUACUUUAUAAGAAUAGCUAGCUUAUUGCUAAAAUAAAAUAUAUUAAAUUAAUAAUAUUGUUUAUGCGAAUAAUUAACUCUUUCUUACUCUGGAGUAAUAAAUAAAAAUUGAAAUUAUUAAUGAUAAUUCCAUUAUUCAAUUUAUUAAAUUCAACAAUUUACUAAUAAAAAAUUUUAGGUCUUUUAUUUUAAGAAAAAGAAUAAAAAGUAAGAUACGAAAAAUAAAAAUUUUUAAUUCUAUCACUUAAUUAUCAAAUACCAUUAUAAAAUCUGCUGCUGUUUUAAAAUGGAAUCAUAUAGUUUAAAAAAUAAAGUUUAUAUAAAAUAAAAUUAGAUAAUAUUUAUAAAGGUAGAGAUUUUAAAAAUAAAUGUUUGCUAGAACAAUUUUAAGAUCUGUGAUUGAUUUAAUGUGGGUUAAAGUUGAAAAUUUAAUGGCUAUUAAAUUACAAAAGAUUUUUAGAGGCAAUAAGAUCAGAUUACAAAAUAAUGAAAUAAUAAAUAAAGUUAAAUCGAAAAUGGUCGAAUUCAUGAAGUUAAAAAAAAUAAUAAUAAUUUAGAAACAUAUUAGAAGAUAUAUUUGUUAAUAAUACUUUAUUAGUUAAUUAAAAAAAAUCAUAAUUAUUUAAAAUUUAUGGAGAAUGCACAUUACUAGAAAGAAUUAUAAGUAGGUCAGGAAUUCUAUAAUUUUUAUUUAAAGGAUUUUUAAACCGAUUAUCAUUAAAUCCUUAGUUAAAUACAAAGAAUUUGAACAGUAUGAAAAGAAUUAGAGUAUCUAAUAUACUAAAUUUAAAGAAAAUAACAAUAAAAAUUUAUUAGAUUAUGAAAAAUUGUUAAGUUUAUAAUUUGAUGAUCAAAAAAUAAAGAUAUUUUAAAUAAUCUUAAAUCUUGAAUUUUUAGUUGAACUUACUGAUAUUUGUCCUUGUUGGUUAUAAAAUUAUAGUCUAUAUUGGUCAAAAUGCUUUCAUAAAAAUAAACCAAUAUAAUUUUUAGAAGUUUCUGAAACCUAAACUUUUUUAGUGGAUGCAGUUGGUAAAGUUUAUUAAUGGGGUUUAUUAGAUGAUUUUGUUGUAAAGAGUAAUGUGAAUUAUUUUUAAGCUGGUGAGAAUUUGGUAAUUUAUUAAGAUGAUAAAUGGAAUUUUUUAAAUAUUGAUGAGAGAUCUACUAAAUAAAACUUAAUUUAUAACUAUUAAUAAAUGUAUGUAAAAUCAAACAAAGCUUUUGGUUAUAAUGAUCACUAUGUUGAUAGUUUUGUUUUUUAAGGAAAUUAAAUUAUAAAAAAUUAAACAAUAGAAUUUAAAAAGUAAAUUGAUUAAAUAUCAUGUGGACAUAAUUUUAUUUUUUAUUUAAUAAGAGGCUAAUUAUGGUCAGUUGGUUAAAAUAAAUAUGGUUAAUUAGGUUUGGGAGAUUAUAAUGUAAAAAUAAAAAUUAAUUCAGGAUAGGAAUACUCCGUGCUAAACAUAAAUUGAAAAUGUAAAUUGGAUAGAAUGUGGAUAGACACAUGCUGUUUAUAGAACAUUUAAGAAAUUCUUUGGAGUUGGAAACAAUAAGUAUGGAUAAUUAGGAUUAUCUAAAAAGAGUUACAAUUCACCUUAAUGCUUAAUGAUUCCAAUAAAUGAAAAUAUAUUAUCAAUAUCUGCUUCUUAUAAAGGAACAUUACUUAUAUGUGAAUCUAACAAAAUUUAUAUGACAGGAUCAUGUAAUAAGUUUAAAUCUAAUAAAUUUAUUUAAUACAUAGAUGUAAAAAUAUAAAUAAUCUAGUAUCAUUUUUUAAAUAAAUAACAUUAUAUUCCUAUAAAAAUAUAAUGUAGUUGGAGUAAAACAGUAUCAGUAAUAAAUUGUAGAUUCAUUUUUGAAAAUUUGUAAAAUCUAAUAAUAUAAAUUAGAUAUAAUGUCAAUAAUGUAAAAAAAUAGAAGAGUAUACAUUAAUUUAUCUAACUAUAUUAAAAUCAUUCACCAAAUUGGAUAGAUCCUCCAAAGUGCGAAUUUGUCUAAUAAUAUUGUUUAUAGAUAUAUAAUAAAUUAUCAUAAAAACAAAAUUUAGAUCAAAAAUAAUUUGGAAAUAAAUUUUAAGAGUAGAAAUCUGUAAGAUUUGAACAAAAGAAUUUACAUUAGAUUAAAUAAUAAAUUAUAGCUUUGCAAAAUAAACCAAAGAAUAAAUGGACUAAAGAAGAUCAUAGAUUUUUAGAAACCGUUAAUCAAUUGAACAUACUCAAUUAAAUAAUUUGA
Molecule: messenger RNA, 3904 nt
Organism: Paramecium sonneborni
Lineage: Eukaryota; Ciliophora; Oligohymenophorea; Peniculida; Parameciidae
Source: the annotation of a GenBank genome assembly